Molecule: messenger RNA, 1095 nt
Organism: Thrips palmi
Lineage: Eukaryota; Metazoa; Arthropoda; Insecta; Thysanoptera; Thripidae
Product: charged multivesicular body protein 5-like
Exons: 5
Coding region: 153-833 (226 amino acids)
Biological process (GO): vesicle budding from membrane; late endosome to vacuole transport via multivesicular body sorting pathway
Cellular component (GO): multivesicular body
Source: RefSeq, a predicted model, not a curated record
UUACAGCAGUGUAUUGUGUUUGUGAGUCACUCGAACCCAAACCCAACCCACCCAGCUCUUACAGCACAAUAACAAAUUUGUGUCUGAGGCGCAAGGUUGUUUGGUCCCUUUGGCUGUCGCUGUCACUCCGCGACGAGCAUCUCCGCAUCAAAAUGAAUCGCCUGUUCGGAAGAGGGAAGCCAGCCGAGCCGCCCCCAAACAUUGCGGACUGCAUUGCGGGGGUUGAUAGUCGAGCAGAAUCAGUUGAUAAGAAGGUUCAACGACUGGAGCAGGAACUUGUCAAGUACAAGGAUCAAAUGAAAAAGAUGCGUGACGGCCCAGCUAAGAACGCUGUAAAGCAGAAAGCACUUCGUGUCUUGAAACAGAAGAAGAUGUAUGAAUCGCAAGCAGACAAUUUAAGAACACAAGCUUUUAACAUGGAACAAGCCAACUAUGCACAUCAAACUCUCAAGGACACUCACUCAACAGUUGUUGCAAUGAAAGCUGGGGUCAAAUCAAUGCAAAAAGAAUUCAAAAAGAUUAAUAUAGAUGAGAUUGAGGAUAUUCAAGAUGAUAUGGCAGAUAUGUUGGAAAUGUCUGAGGAGGUGCAAGAAGCAUUAGGUCGUUCAUAUGGCACACCAGAUAUUGAUGAAUCGGAGUUAGAAGCUGAAUUGGAUGCUCUUGGUGAUGAAAUUGCUCUCGAUGAUGACACAUCGUAUUUGGAUGACGCAGUAAAAGCGCCCGCUGCUCCCGACCGAGAGCCUGGUGCUGACAGUAUUGACUUGCGCAACAAGGAUGGCGUGCUGGUUGAUGAGUUUGGCUUGCCCAAGAUUCCUGCAUCCUUGAAGAGUUAAUUAGUUACUUAAUGGUUUUUCUCAGAUACUGUGCUUUAUUUUUAAAUUGUUCUAAAUCUUCUAUUUGUUGUUUUAUAUUAUCUUUUUAAAGCAAUUUGCCCACGCAUAGAAAAAAAUGUUUGGGGACCAGCAAGGAACAAGUAUUUUCUCUUUGUUAAGUCCAUUUUUAAAAAAUCUAGAAAACUUUGUUUGCUUUUUUUAAAACAUCAAAAUUACCAGUGUUAUUUUGCUUGUGUAUCAAAUAAAUAAUUUUGAUUUUGUA